GUGUCGAAAAAAAAAGCAGGUGUUGUAUAAAAUGGCUACGUUGUUCCUAUCAAAAUGCAUAUUGCACAGUUGGCAUUGUCUACAAAUCAUUGUUUCUCCUAUCCUAUCUUUGCUUAUCUCUUUCUCAAUAUUCAUUGUUUUGUGUGCAUGAUUAUUUCAAAAACACAUGAUUCUCAUUAAUUCUCAAGGAUCCAUCAAAAUGAUUCAAAGAACUCUCCAUUUUCCAAGUUUAAGAAAAUUCCUUCUCCAGCCAGGUUAUAAUUAUCUCUCUUCUUCCAAGAUAGGGGCUUACAAUGGUUAUACAUCUCAGCCGUCACCUCUUCCGGUUCCGAGCGAUGAAGAUGAAUAUGCUAAUGUUGAUUGGGACAGUCUUGGAUUUGGAUUGAUGCCAACUGAUUUCAUGUAUGUGACAAAAUGUGAUGCGGGCCAGAGUUUUGGAGAUGGGCAGAUCAAUCGGUAUGGAAACAUUGAACUUAGUCCAUCAGCAGGGGUCCUAAAUUAUGGCCAGGGAUUAUUUGAAGGCACAAAAGCAUACAGAAAGGAAAAUGGGAAGCUGCUGCUGUUCCGUCCAGAAGAAAAUGCAAUUCGCAUGAUGAUCGGCGCGGAAAGAAUGUGCAUGAUACCUCCUUCCAUUGAUCAAUUCGUCGAUGCUUUGAAACGAACUGCGCUCGCAAAUAAGCGUUGGGUUCCUCCGCCAGGUAAAGGAUCCUUGUACCUUAGGCCACUGCUCUUAGGAAGUGGUCCGGUUCUUGGUUUGGCUCCUGCUCCUGAGUACACAUUCCUCAUAUAUGCUUCCCCGGUUCGCAACUAUUUCAAGGAAGGUUCGGCUCCGCUCAACUUGUACGUAGAAGAGGAUUUUGACCGUGCUUCACGUCGCGGCACUGGAGGCGUUAAAACCAUUUCCAAUUAUGCACCUGUCUUGAUGGCACAAAAUAUAGCCAAGAGUCGAGGAUUUUCGGAUGUUUUAUACCUUGAUUCGGAGAGCAAGAAAAAUCUGGAGGAAGUUUCUUCUUGUAACAUUUUUAUUGCCAAGGGAAAAAAGAUUUCAACACCUGCUAUCAACGGAACCAUACUUCCAGGAAUCACCAGAAAAAGUGUGAUUGAAAUCGCGACUGAUUUGGGUUAUCAGGUGGAAGAACGCGUUGUUGCGGUCGAUGAAUUGACCGAGGCCGAUGAGGUUUUCUGUUCAGGAACUGCUGUUGGUGUUGCUCCUGUGGGGAGUAUCACAUACAGGAAUAGAAGGGUGGACUAUAAAACAGGUUCUGGGUCCAUUUGUAAAGAACUGUGCAAAACCAUCUUAGGAAUACAGACUGGUAGUAUUGAAGAUAAGAAGGGAUGGAUAGUUGAAUUUGAUUAAGUGUGUAGAUGUGAAAUGUUAUCGAAAUUGUAAGUGGAUGUUGUUAGAAAUAAUUUUGUGGGAUACAAUGUAAGUUUUGAUUUUGCUAUGUUGUAAAUGUGAUUCAUUUCAUGAUGUUUUAAGUCCUGCAGAACUCAUAAAUAAUACUCCAUCUAUCCCAAAAUAA
Messenger RNA from Lathyrus oleraceus (garden pea), 1523 nucleotides. Its product is annotated as branched-chain-amino-acid aminotransferase 2, chloroplastic. Gene Ontology annotation, molecular function: branched-chain-amino-acid:2-oxoglutarate transaminase activity. Gene Ontology annotation, biological process: branched-chain amino acid metabolic process. The coding region runs from base 167 to 1357 and encodes 396 amino acids. NCBI's taxonomy places the organism in Eukaryota, Viridiplantae, Streptophyta, Magnoliopsida, Fabales, Fabaceae. The record is from RefSeq and is a predicted model, not a curated record. The transcript has 10 exons.